Messenger RNA from Ilyonectria robusta, 1854 nucleotides. Its product is annotated as RNA polymerase I-specific transcription initiation factor-domain-containing protein. Lineage: Eukaryota; Fungi; Ascomycota; Sordariomycetes; Hypocreales; Nectriaceae. The record is from RefSeq and is a predicted model, not a curated record. The transcript has 2 exons. The annotation marks the transcript as partial.
AUGGAGGCUAGCUCUGCAAACUGGGAGCUGGACAGCGAUGAGAUUGCGUCCAUCGCUUCCGAGGAUCUUCACCAGCACCGGCCAAACCGCUGGACGGGCGCCAAAUCGUCAUGGCGCACUCUCACAGAGGAAGAGAGGCUGCUCUGGCAGUCGAUGAAGCAACUGCAGGAUCACGAUUUGGCGGCGCAUUUGUACAACGCGUUUGCGCUCAAGCGACGAGGCCGCGAUGCGGUGACGGCGAAGGACGUCAUGGUUCGCAUGGACAAUAGCGAGGACGCAGUCUGGGCACCGCCCAAGCUCUGGACGGCGUGGCCACUUAAGCACAAACAAGUGCCAAAAGAUGGUCUCAUCAACAGCCAGCACGACGCCGACGAGUGGUCCACGUUUCGAAAAUCAGAGAAACCCUUGCCUAGCACUGAGUUGGAGGAGGAGCUAUCCGCAACCAUUCUACGGACAGCCAAGCGGCGUUUCCGCCGACGGAAGGGCAAGCUGGCGCUGGCCUCGAUCGAGUCCGCCGCCAUGCAAGGAGAAAGCGACAAUGACACUCCCGGUCCGUCGUCUCGGGAGCCAUCCGUCAAGCCGGAAGCCGAGGACGAAGACGAGAAGAUGCUUGAUACGGAUGACCCGACGCCGGUUGCGCCAACCACACGGUCAAAACCCAAGACGUACGAACCAGUGGUGUCAACUAACGACAAAUUAUCCUACGAUUUGCUCAGACCGUCUGUUCGACACAUUCUAUCGCAGCUAGAUGACACCCUUUCUAUCCUACGCAACUCACGCGUUGCUGGCCUAAGCUAUCUCUCCGAUUCGUCUACCGAGGAUGAAUCCGACAGCCAGAGUGGCCAGAAGCGGGCUCGCGGACGGCCUCGAAACGCAUCGCAGGGCACACCUGACACAAACCAAUCUGGCGUAAACCCUCCCGUAACACCCAGCAAACGAGGCCGCCCGCGCAAAGUUCACAUCCCUCGCGAGGGAGAGUCAGAAGAGGAGAUGCUUCUCCGCAUCGCCCGAGAGUCCCAUCGUCGCCUUCCCACAACGCCCAAGGACAAGGACGCUGCAUUUGAAGAGUGGAUUCGAAAGGGUGACGAGACCAUCGAGCGGGAACGUUCGCUGUCCGUCAAGCGAGAAGCUUCAGAGGGCUUGGAGACGGAAGACGACGACGGGAACGGGGACAGCAAUCCCAACAGGAAGCUCGCACGAUGGGGUCUGCGCGACUGGAGCGACGUCCUAGGGGCGGCUGCUCUAGCAGGCUUCUCAAGUGAAGCCAUUGCGAGAACGACACAGCGCUGCGCAGACUUGUUCGGCGAGGGCAUGGUGAUGAGGAAGCUGAACGAAGCCCCCGUCUCGCAAGGCACCGGCAUUGAAACCAGGGAAUACCGCCCGGAGCCUGUCCGCCUUUCGCACUCGGACGCCGACGACGACAGCGAAGACGAGGCCGACCUCGUCCAGCGCCGCGUCGCCUCCCGCCAGGCCUCCCUCGCGCGAUCCAGCCACGACCGCAGCAGCCCCGAGUCGUUCCGCGGCCGUCUCUCCGCCGCCCAAUCCCCGGCGGCCUCCAAAUCCUCCGGAUCCCGAUCGCGAUCCCGGUCUCGCUCCGCGGCCGGCCUCGUCUUCUGCCCGAUCCCGUCGUGCGACCGCGCCGCGCAGGGCUUCAGCCGCAAGGCGAAUCUGCGGCGCCAUGUGGAGCUCGUGCACCAGGGACAGACGGAGGAGAUGGAUAGUGACGAGGAGGUGGCCGGCGCAGUGCAUGUGGAUGGCUUCUUGCGGCCCAUUGUGCCGGCACGGGGCUGGAGGGGUGAGGAUACGACGAUGAGGAAGAGGAAGAGGUACUAUGGACAGAGAGCAGUGAGCUCU